AUGGAGGGUGCUCAAGUCUCGUUCAAGAACGUCACUUACAAAGAUGAUCCCACCAACGACACGCAACGGGCCUACAGGACCUUCUUACUAUCCUGGAUGAACCAAUCCGAUCUCAGUAAUCCCAAGCUUCUGGCACAUCUCAUCAUAAACCGAAUGAAUUGUGACCCCAGUGCUUUUAUAUUCGCAGACUGGGAAGCACUGCACCUUGGUCGAGCCAGCAAGCUGUUCCUGCCCAAAUUUGCCGACAACCGAUUCAUUGGGAUUCUCACUUCGUCAGAUGUCCAGUUGAGCAAAGAGAUGGAACUGAAACGAAACGCCCCAUAUUUCUUCAUCGUGGACGACUAUAUUCUGAUCUUUUAUACUGACCAAAGAGACCCUGACCAAGACUGGAUGUUUGAACAUCUGCGCAAGAGUGGUCGCCUCUUUGCCUGGGUCGACGGCAUCCAUCUCCUCCAUACCCAAGCCCUGCUUUACCGAGUCCUCUACGGUGUCACCAAAGCAAUAGCGACCAAAAGCGGCCAACCAAAGGAAGAAGUAGACGCUAAAGAUAUCGACCCUGACCGAGUCAAAGCCUGGAGAACAGCACACCGUCCAGAAAAACUCUUCUAUUUCGAAAAUGAGGGAAUAGUCGAAUACGGGCUGUACGUGCCACCAGCCUCUCUCGACCGGAAUUGGCUUGACGAAUUCAAGGCGAAGUUCAAACAGCAACUACAAUGGUCAAAAGACCAUUUAAGGAACCUUUGGCAUGAUCCAUUCUACUUCCAGCAAUGCGUCGAUGAGCAAUUUCAGCAGCACUACGGACAUGUAUCCGAGCAACCCCAGACCUCCGCCCACCAUGUUCCGAAAAAGGCGGCAAUGGCGGUAUCAUACCAAGGCGAACUUCCUCAUUUUUUGGCACGCGACAUUGACGCAAAGAAGAGUCUGAUGAAUGAUAUCAUCAGACGCGUCGUUCAGUGGGCUCUAUACGAAGUUGAAAUGUGGCAAUGCCUGGUUAGCAAAAUCGAUGCCUUGUGGAGCCUUGCUAAUGCCAGCGGAGUUCGACUUUGGUGCUCAGAAGACUCCCAGCGUCUAGUAAUACCAGACGAUCAACCUGAAGUGAAGGAGGCCUGGGUUGACUUGGGAUUCCAUGCGCGCUGGUUUACGGAGCGUCGAAUCAACCACGUCGUCGGCCAUGGCGGCUUGUUUGCCACCGAAACAACCCGGCAUCUCUUUCGUCGAGAUACUAGCUGGCCAAGUUUACAAGUGGUCAAGGAGGAUUGGGACCUACCCAAGGAGUAUGCCGGUAUCAAAAUAGACUUCACUAUAAGGCACCGCGAGGCGGCAGCACAUGGGGACGCAAUGGACAUUGAUAAUAACGAUAUGAACGAACCUGAUAUCGAAAAGUUGGAUAGUCCGACCUGGUGGUCAAUCAAGAACGUCCACGCCGGUCUUUCGAGCAACUUCAACAUUGGAACCAUUGGCUUACCGAAGCUCAUCCGGGCCUUGCGCACGAAGCUUUAUGAGCGACACACGGCACUCGGGGCUCAGACGACAGUCACAAGAGACUAUGAAGCCAUACACUUGACAGGCUUACUCUGCCACCACAUGCAAUUUGUACAUCCGUUUGGACAAGAUCUCUUGGAUGCCGAAGGCCGGAGCACGCGGCGCCGCGAAAGCCCAGUAGGCCCCUUUCUCAUUGGCUUUGACGACGUUCCAUUCGAGGAUCUUGUGCAAGAGGAGACGCUGAGAUACUUACAGUGGUUACUUGGAAUCGUCUAUAAACCGCACGGAGACAAAGACUACGGCCGGCAUUCGUUGCUAGCCCAGUUGUGGGUGAGGAACUUUUGGCAAGAACUCUGCAACGGGCUUGUCAAGUCGACCAAAGAGUUGGAGUCGGAGGACUCGAACGAGUCGAAAGAGCCCAAAAAGUCGAAGAAGAAAACGAGUCCUGCGGGUGGUGGUAGGGGCGGCGGCGGUAUCAUGAGGCACGGGAGCAAGAGGGGCAAAGUCAGCAAAAAUGCCGCCACGCCAAGGUAUUGUCGACCGGCCGGCGUUCAACGGUAUCUCACUGCCGAUCCCCCUGGCAGGGUCGACUUGGAACUGAAACUACCUCGGUACGAUUGCAAGAAGAUCUGCGGAGAGAUUAUGACCGUCGCGCCCCCGGGCCAUCGCGAACCUCCAGGUUGGGACUCUCGUCUACCCAAGCUCAUAGUGAAGCCGACUCCUGAGGAUAGAGAAGGAGCAGACAAGAACGACGAGGACAAUGGCAAGGUCAUGAUACGGAAGCCGGUUUGGGCGACCAUAGAAAAGAUUUGGAGCCGCGUUGUCGGGUCCGUCGUCAAGAGGAACGUGUUUGAGGUCUUUGGCGCGUUCGAUUUCGCGUACCAGACCGCCGAGGGAUCUCGCGAGAGGUUCAGGUGGACUCCCCAAUCCAAGUUCCCGGCACCGAUUGGAGCGAACGGGGAGCCCGAAGCGAGAAGUAUCACGAUUCAUUUGCCGCACGAUGCCAACGCAGACAUGAGGAGCGAUCAGCUUCGGUGGCUUCGAGAAGCUUGCGCCAAUGUGGGCAUCACGGAAGAUACUAUAAACAGGCAUGCAGCUAUGCGGUUGGGAGUUUGGGCAAGUGGAGGGCCGGGCGGCAGCGAAGGCGCUGUCUCGUGA
Molecule: messenger RNA, 2640 nt
Organism: Colletotrichum fioriniae
Lineage: Eukaryota; Fungi; Ascomycota; Sordariomycetes; Glomerellales; Glomerellaceae
Source: RefSeq, a predicted model, not a curated record